Molecule: messenger RNA, 2023 nt
Organism: Bombina bombina (fire-bellied toad)
Lineage: Eukaryota; Metazoa; Chordata; Amphibia; Anura; Bombinatoridae
Gene: ACTG1
Product: actin gamma 1
Exons: 6
Coding region: 85-1215 (376 amino acids)
Source: RefSeq, a predicted model, not a curated record
GUUCUCAUUCAGCCGGCGGCAGCGGACUUGACAGCAUCUUGCUUUAUUUUCUUGUUCAAGGAAAACUUCCAACAGUAAAGAAAAAUGGCAGAAGAAGAGAUUGCAGCACUCGUCAUUGACAAUGGUUCCGGUAUGUGCAAAGCCGGUUUUGCUGGAGAUGAUGCUCCCCGUGCUGUCUUCCCCUCAAUUGUUGGACGCCCAAGACAUCAGGGUGUCAUGGUUGGUAUGGGUCAAAAGGACAGCUAUGUAGGUGAUGAAGCACAGAGUAAGAGAGGUAUCCUAACCUUGAAGUACCCAAUUGAACAUGGUAUUGUCACAAACUGGGAUGAUAUGGAGAAAAUCUGGCAUCACACUUUCUACAACGAGCUUCGUGUAGCCCCUGAAGAACACCCUGUAUUGCUCACAGAAGCCCCCCUGAACCCCAAAGCUAACAGAGAAAAGAUGACACAGAUCAUGUUUGAGACUUUCAACACACCAGCAAUGUAUGUUGCUAUCCAGGCUGUGCUGUCUCUGUAUGCCUCUGGUCGUACCACUGGUAUUGUUAUGGACUCUGGUGAUGGUGUCACCCACACUGUGCCCAUUUAUGAAGGUUAUGCUCUGCCACAUGCAAUCCUGCGUCUAGACUUGGCUGGUCGUGACCUGACAGACUACCUCAUGAAGAUUCUGACAGAGAGAGGCUACAGCUUCACAACAACAGCUGAGAGGGAAAUUGUGCGUGACAUCAAGGAGAAGCUUUGCUAUGUUGCUCUAGACUUUGAGCAGGAAAUGGCGACUGCUGCUUCCUCUUCAUCCCUGGAGAAGAGCUAUGAGCUUCCUGAUGGCCAAGUCAUCACCAUUGGAAAUGAGAGGUUCAGGUGUCCAGAAGCCCUAUUCCAGCCAUCAUUUUUGGGUAUGGAAUCUUGUGGCAUCCAUGAGACCACCUUCAACUCCAUUAUGAAGUGUGAUGUUGAUAUCCGUAAGGACCUGUAUGCCAACACAGUCUUGUCUGGUGGCACCACUAUGUAUCCUGGUAUUGCUGACAGAAUGCAAAAAGAAAUCACUGCCCUGGCUCCCAGCACAAUGAAAAUCAAGAUCAUUGCCCCACCUGAACGCAAAUAUUCUGUGUGGAUUGGAGGUUCCAUCCUGGCCUCACUCUCCACCUUCCAACAGAUGUGGAUCAGCAAGCAGGAAUAUGAUGAGUCUGGCCCAUCCAUUGUCCACCGUAAAUGCUUCUAAAUGGACUACUAGCAGAUGCAUUGCAUUUGCUGCGUGAGUUCUUCAAAGUAUUAGUUUGCCUUGGCAAAUGUGUACACCUCAUGCUAGCCUCAUGAAACUGGAAUAGAGCCAACUUCCAAAAGAAUUUGUCAUGGGAAUGAGACACUUAGUCAAACCUUGUUGGAUUUUUGUAGUGCAAGACUUCGACUGGUCUCUUCAAACCAUUCCUAUGGUGAUAGUGCUAGCAUAUCCUGUACACACCUCUGAUCCAAACCCUGGUUGGCAUAUCAGUCUGGGUGAAACUUAAGCUUAGUUUUGCGUAGAAAGUAGCACUUCUGUGAAAGGCUGACUAUCUGCGACUGUAUUGUGAAUAAUGAUGCUUCUCCCUAAUUGUAGCUCUGCUGGGGGGAGUUGAAGCUAGAGAUGUGUACAGGGUGUAUGAGGUUAGGAUUUCAGAUAAAUUCGUGUUUAUUCUACAGUUUCAUUUAAGAGGCUGGUAAGAGCUCAUGAAGGAAUUGUCAAUUCUGUCUUGCCACAGUUUCUAGCAAGGUUGGCAAAGGCAUCUGGGCCUUAGAACCAGUUUUUUUAAUACUGCUUGUAUUCCCAAAAUUCAAUAUGGGUCUGAAGAAAGUUACAAACUUAUUGCAGUUACACCUGUAAAUUUAUGCAUCUGAGUUAAUUUAUGUAAAAAAUUUUUUUGUAUGUUGCCUUAAUGUUAUCACAUGACUGUGGAAGAAAACAAUUUGUAAGCCAUCUUCAAGUUGAAAAUUGUAACUCCAAAAUAACACUUCAUUGUGUAAAGGAAAAAUAAAAAAAGCGCUGCAGUAAA